Penicillium maclennaniae is the source of this 813-nucleotide messenger RNA. RefSeq names its product mitochondrial 54S ribosomal protein uL3m. Gene Ontology annotation, molecular function: structural constituent of ribosome. The transcript has 4 exons. Gene Ontology annotation, cellular component: mitochondrial large ribosomal subunit; ribosome. Gene Ontology annotation, biological process: translation. NCBI's taxonomy places the organism in Eukaryota, Fungi, Ascomycota, Eurotiomycetes, Eurotiales, Aspergillaceae. Bases 1 to 813 code for a protein of 270 amino acids. The record is from RefSeq and is a predicted model, not a curated record.
AUGUCGCCACGCCUCCCAGGGAAGCUGCUGCAGCUUUCCUCGUCCCUGUGGGCUGCUCAAUCUACCCUCUCCCGGGUGCCUGUGCGCUCAUUUGGUAUCAAAUCCCUCAACGAGGUCAAGCCCAGCCGCUUCAAUGUUGGCCCCGGUUUGCCCGUCCUCGAGUCGACAACGACUGCAGCCCUCCGCCGCAAAGCCAACUCACUGCCCCUCCGGUCCGGAGCCAUUGCUACUAAGAAGGGCAUGACUGCCAUUUACGAUACUGAAACUGGCAAGCGCACCCCAUGCACCGUCCUGCAGCUCGACCGCGUGGAGGUUGUCUCCCACAAGACUCGUCAAAAACACGGCUACUUCGCCGUUCAGCAACAUGACAAAAUCACUCCUUGGUCACUUUUCUGCCAACGGACUCUCCCCAAACGCCACGUUUUCGAGUUUCGCGUCAAGGACGAAUCUGGUCUCCUUCCCGUCGGCGAGAGCAUCCAGGCCAAUUGGUUCCAGGAGGGUCAGUAUAUUGAUGCUCGGUCCAACACCAAGGGUAAAGGCUUUGCAGGUGUCAUGAAGCGUCACGGAUUCCACGGUCAGGACCGUAGUCACGGUGUCAGUUUGACGCAUCGUUCUCUUGGUUCCUCAGGACCCGGUCAGGGUGGUGGUUCUCGUGUCUGCCCGGCAAGAAGAUGGCAGGUGGACCCUGAGACCGGAGUUGUGGUUGUGAGCGGUGCUGUCAGUGGCCCCAAGGGAUGCACAGUGAGAAUUCAGGAUGCCAUCAAGAAGCCGUGGCCACAGGUUGCACCGGCAGUUGAGGCCGCAACGGCGUGA